This is a messenger RNA of Emiliania huxleyi CCMP1516, 1980 nucleotides long. It is a transcript of the gene VPS16, whose product is annotated as vacuolar protein sorting 16. Gene Ontology annotation, molecular function: actin binding. Gene Ontology annotation, cellular component: cytoplasm; lysosomal membrane; HOPS complex. Lineage: Eukaryota; Haptophyta; Isochrysidales; Noelaerhabdaceae. Gene Ontology annotation, biological process: intracellular protein transport; vacuole fusion, non-autophagic; endosomal transport. The record is from RefSeq and is a predicted model, not a curated record. Bases 1 to 1980 code for a protein of 659 amino acids. The transcript has 15 exons.
AUGUUCGCCGACAGGCUCAAGCACAGCGACGGCGAGCGCUGCUACGAGCGCCAUGCCGCCUACCAGAUGCGUUGGGAUCUCGACGCCCUCGGCAUCCCCGACGGAGGCCUCAGCAGCCUCCUCUCCGCAGCGGCGCCGAACGGUGGUCCACUCGCACUGCUCGGCGCCGGCGCUGGCGAUCCCGACAGCGGCGUCGCCGCGCCGCAGCUCCGCGUCUACAGUGCCUCGGGCGAGAUGAUCCGCGGCUGGCCGUGGCUGCAUGGCCGGUGCGUCGGGCUCGGCUGGAGCGGGAGGCAUGAGCUCGUUGCCGUCCUCGAGUCUGGGCACGCGCUCGUCUGGUCGAUGCACGGCGCGCGGCUGGCCGAGUUUGGGCUGGGCGCGGCGUGCGAGGCGCACGGCCUGCUCAGCGCCGAGGUCCUCCCCGACGCCCUCUUGCUCCUCGGCAAGGACUGCCGCUGCUACGCGCUGCACGCGUUGGGCAGCGAGGCCGAGCGGAGGCUCGUGCCGCUCGCCGACCCGCGGCUUGCGGCGCCGGGCGGCGUCCCGCGGGCCCUCGUCGCAACGAGUACUCGCACCAUCCUCCUGCUGGACGAGCGGGAGGUGCAGGAGGACCGGCUCCUCUCGGCCACAGAGCAGCUCGUCGCCGCCUACAGCUCUUCCACCAACGCCCUCCACGUCUUCUCCUCCGACCUCGAGGCCCUCCACGUCUUCUCCUCCGACCUCGAGGCCCUCCACGUCUUCUCCUCCGACCUCGCCCGAAACUUGUCCGAGUUCCAGACGCACGCGCCGCGCCCCCCGACGGCGGGGCGCCUGGGUGUCGUCUGGUGCGGCAGCGACGCGCUGCUGCUGCGGUCGGGCGGCCGGUGGGGCGGCCGGGUGGUGAUGGUUGGGCCGUAUGGAGACUGCAUCCAGUACGAGUACGCCGAGCCGCCGCUCCUCUUCCCGGAGCAGGCACAAUCUCCCCGAGCGCGCCUCCUCGCCGCGUCGGCGGCGUUCGAGGCUCGGUCCGCCGUCGCCGCAGAGCUGCUGCGCGGCCUGUCGCAGACCGAGCUGCGCGAGGGCGCGGCGGAGCACGAGAUGAGCGCAGGGCGGCAGCUCUCUCUCCUCCGCGCCGCCGCCUACGGCAAGCCAUACAUCCGCCACGCCGGAGCCGCGCCCAGCGGCGGCGGCGGCGAGGGCGGCGAGGGUGGCGAGGGCGGAGAGGGAGAGGGCGGCGGCGGCGGCGCGGCCGCGUCCCUCUCGGACGAGGCGCUGCUCGCUGCGCUGGCGCCAAAGCUGGACGCGACGGCGGGGGCGUCGCACGCGAGACUGGCGGCCGAGGCGCUCGCGGUCGGUCGGCGGGGGCUGGCGGCGAGGCUGCUCGAGAAGGAGGAGGACGCGACGCGACGCGUGCCGCUGCUGCUGCAGAUGGGGGAGGAGCGGCUUGCGCUGACAAGUGCGGUGGCGCACGGCGAUGCGGAGCUCAUCUACCUGCUGCUGCUGCACCUCAAGGCGAGGCUGCCGUCCGCGCUCUUCUUCGAGCUGUUGCAGCCCCACCCGGCGGCGCAGCGGCUGCUCAUCCACUUUUGCCGGCAGCAAGACACAAAGACGCUUCGCGAGUUUCUGUACCACGCCGACCAGCCCCUCGAGGCGCCGUACGCAGAGAGGCUACGCUUGGAGCUGCGCGUGCCGGAGCGGCGCUGGUGGCGGAUCAAGGUGCGCGGGCUCGCCCAGCUGCGCGAUUGGCCCGCCCUCUGGCUCUUCUACAACUCGGCGCGCCGGCCGCCGCUCAGCGCCGCCGCCUUUGCCGAAGCGGCCAUCGCAAACGGCGCGCCGGCGGAGGCCGCGCGCUACGCGCCUCGGAUGCCGCCCGCCGAGGCGGUGCCGCUCCUCCUGCAGUGCGGCGAGGCGAGCGCCGCGCGCGCGAUCGCGCUGGCAAACAAGGACAAGAACCCCGAGCUGCUGAGGCGGGUCUCCGCACACCUCGGGGCGGCGCCUUGA